AUGGCAGACAAAGACCACGAAAGAAGGCCAAAUCCUAAAGGUUGGACUCCUCCAAAAGCUCCAUAUAAUCCUUACGAUCCAAAUGAUGCUAGACCUCCUUCAGGUUAUCCAUCAGAAUAUGAUUUACCUAAAGCUCAAUCAGGAUUCACCUCAACUCCUAAAGAUUCUACUCAGUAUAAGAAAGUCAAUGAAACUAUGAGAAGAUUGAAUUAUACUCCUCGUCCAAUAAGUGAAAUAUAUCCCGGUCAAUAUAAAGUACUAAGAAGAAUCGAUUCCAAUAAGAGAUUACAUUUCGGUACUAAAUGGUUUGGAACUUUUAUAACAGGAUCGUUAGUAGUUUAUGGGAUGUUCUUCUAUAGAUGGAAUGAUGGGUAUGAGAACGUUACUUCAGAUUUAUAUAGAUUCAGAAUAAGUGUGAAGGAAAGAUUUUUCAAAUUAACUGAUGAAGAAUAUAUGGAUUUACAUCAUCCUAAAGGAGUUGAUUUCAAACUUCAAUCAGUAAGAGAUGUGGAAUAUAUUCCUGAUGAAAUGAAGAAGACGAAAGAGAGUAAUUUAGCUUUGAGUAAACCAGCAGAAAAACAUGUUUUAGAAGCCCAAAGAAUCCAACAACAACAAGAAGAAGAUAUGUUAAGACUGAUGGAUAAACCAAGUAAGAAGAAAUGGGGGAUAUUUGGGUAUUAG
This is a messenger RNA of Yamadazyma jaroonii, 681 nucleotides long. NCBI's taxonomy places the organism in Eukaryota, Fungi, Ascomycota, Pichiomycetes, Serinales, Debaryomycetaceae. The record is from the annotation of a GenBank genome assembly.